This is a messenger RNA of Callorhinus ursinus (northern fur seal), 1287 nucleotides long. It is a transcript of the gene SH2D5, whose product is annotated as SH2 domain containing 5. The record is from RefSeq and is a predicted model, not a curated record. NCBI's taxonomy places the organism in Eukaryota, Metazoa, Chordata, Mammalia, Carnivora, Otariidae. Gene Ontology annotation, cellular component: postsynaptic density.
AUGCAGAGGGCUGGGGCAGGGGGCCGGAGGGCCUCUGACUGCGGCCCUGCCCCUCACCGGCCCAGGUGCAUCACCAAGUUCGCCCAGUAUGUGGGCUCCUUCCCGGUGGACGACCUGGACACCCAGGAGAGCGUGUGGCUCGUGCAACAACAGCUGUGGGCACUGAAGGAUUGUCCCCGACGCCGGGCCGUCAUCUUGAAAUUCAGCCUUCAGGGCCUCAAGAUCUACAGCGGGGAAGGCGAGGUGCUCCUGAUGGCUCAUGCUCUGAGGCGCAUCCUCUACUCUACCUGGUGCCCAGCUGACUGCCAGUUUGCCUUCAUGGCCCGAAACCCCCAGAGCCCGGCCAGCAAGCUCUUCUGCCACCUCUUUGUGGGUAGCCAGCCUGGAGAGGUCCAGACCCUGCACCUGCUGCUCUGCCGAUCCUUCCAGCUCGCUUACCUCUUGCAGCACCCUGAGCAGCGGGCACAGCCUGAGCCCUGCCUGGGGUCUGCAGGGGACAUGCCCGUGAAGCCACUGUCCAGCCCUGGGGGCCCCCCUGGCCUAGUACGGGAACCCUUCAGCCGUGAUCAGCUCUCACAGAAUGUGCACGCACUGGUCUCCUUCCGGCGGCUGCCAGCAGAGGGGCCUGCAGCCGGUGGGAAGGAGCUGCCAGAGUCAGAAGGCCGAGGGGGCACCCGCCAUGCCCGCCUGGGGAAUCCUUACUGCUCGCCCACGCUGGUGCGCAAGAAGGCCAUUCGCAGCAAGGUGAUCCGCUCUGGGGCUUACCGAGGCUGCACCUACGAGACUCAGCUGCAGCUGUCCGCUCGGGAGGCCUUUCCUGCCGCGUGGGAGGCGUGGCCCCGGGGGCCUGGUGGCCCCUCGUGCCUGGUGGAGAGCGAGGGCAGCCUGACAGAGAACAUCUGGGCCUUUGCUGGCAUCUCCAGGCCCAGCGCCCUCGCCCUGCUGCGGAGAGACGUGCUUGGGGCCUUCCUGCUGUGGCCCGAGCCCGGCGCCAGUGGCCAGUGGUGCCUGUCGGUGCGGACACAGUGCGGUGUGGUGCCCCACCAGGUCUUCCGGAACCACCUGGGCCGCUACUGCGUGGAGCACCUGCCUGCUGAGUUUGCCAGCCUGGAGGCCCUGGUGGAGCACCACGCUGGGACCGAGCGCAGCCUCUUCUGCUCCCUGGACAUGGGCCGUCUGAACCCCAGCUAUGAAGAUCAGGACUGCGGGUCCGAGGGCAGACCCACCCGGACACUGCGGCCCCUUGGUCAUGCCAAGUCAGAGGCAGAGCUGCAGGGCCUGGGCUAG